This is a messenger RNA of [Torrubiella] hemipterigena, 1791 nucleotides long. NCBI's taxonomy places the organism in Eukaryota, Fungi, Ascomycota, Sordariomycetes, Hypocreales, Clavicipitaceae. The record is from the annotation of a GenBank genome assembly.
GUGGGUUGCUAGGCUGCGGUGGCUGGAGGACGGACAGAUCAGGCUGCGGAAAAGGCGCAACACCAUCUCGCUCCUAGCGGCUAGUUACCCUUGCCUACUAAAUUUACCAUAGUUUACUACAAGUGGCUGCCGUUUCUUCCGUUGGGCUGCGUGAUCCCUUUUCAACCAACCAACCUGUUUUGGGCGCAUGAAUCAAGCAUCACAGACGCCCCUUUGCAGCUACUAGUGCCAAAUUUACCUGCCUUUCUGAACCAGUCGCAUCUACUCGUUCACUACUUGCUCAAUCACCCCCCCACAGGAUGUCUGCAUCUCCAUCUGCAACAGCUAGCAAAGUCGAGGCGCUCAAGGCCUACGUCGCCGCAAACCCGGCCGUCAAGACCAUCAUCACGCAAUGGAUCGACCUCUGCGGUGUUGGCCGCUGCCGCACGGCGUCUGUCCAGCGCAUUGAGCAGCUGUUAGCGCAGGACGGCGGCUUCAACCAGACACCGCUUGACAUGAGCAUCCCCGCCACGGGCGGCAUCAACAACGACCUUUUCCCGCCGCCAUACUUUACGCAGCCUCGCGGUCAGAUCAAGCCUGACGUGGGAUUUAUUCAUGGGAUUGAUAGAGACGCUAACGGCCAGGUGACGACGGCGUAUGUCGCUGCAGACACGACCUGGGAGGCCGUUGUGCCGCGCGCCAAUCUGCGCAGGCUGGUCCAGGAGGCUCAGGAGAAGCACGAUCUCACAUUUCUCGUAGGCUUUGAGCUUGAGUUCUGCUUCUUCCGCCCCUCGGGCUCGGCUCCGGAAACAGACCCGUUUACGCUCGUGGGCUCUGGUCUGCCAGACAUCUACAACACAUCCUUGACGCACCGGUCCGAGGUGUGGCCGGUGCUCAAGGAGGUUAUCGAGACGUUGGCUGAUGAGGGCAUCAUUGUUGAGCAGAUGAACAAGGAGUUUGGACCUAGCAUGUACGAGACGGCCCUGCCGCCUCUGCCGCCCUUGCAGUCGGUCGACACGUACUAUUAUGCCAUGGAGCUGAUCAAGACCAUUGCACACAAGCACGGCUACGUCGUUACGUUUUACCCCACGCCCUUUAUUGAUGGCGUCGACGAGCAAAAGGUCGGGCAGCACAUUCAUCUGUCGGCUACCAAGGGCGGGGAGGACGGAAGACAGGAGGGCUCCUCGUUUAACCCGGACGAACUGCUCGGCGGCAUCAUGAGCCACCUGCUGACCCUGAUGCCGAUUGGAUUGGCUCAGGUGGACUCGUAUCAGCGAGUAGGCAUUGGCGCCAUUGCUACAGGUGGCUUGCUCGGCUGGGGCGACCAUCACCGCGACAUGCCCGUGCGCCGCAUCCACAGGAACCAUUGGGAGUUUCGCUGCCACGACGUCACGUCGAAUGCAUACGCCAUGGUUAGUGGCUUGAUUGCAGCGGCUCUGGAUGCGAAGCCGCUAACCUUUCCCAACAUUCAAGUCUUUACACCGAUGCUGAGCGAGGAGCAGCGCAAAGAACUCUCUCUUACCACGCCGCUGCCUGCUACACUCAGAGAAGCCCUUGACGGCAUUGAAAACGAUAGAGAAUGGCUAGAGAGUGCUCUGGGCAAAGACUACGUCAAGUGGUUCGUUUCCACUAAGAAGCAGGAGCUUGAGACUGCCGAGAAGAUGGAGACGGUCGCCCGCCGCAAGAUUAUGCUUCAUCAUUUUUAAAGAGCUCUUUUUAUAUAGUCUUUUCCCCUGAGUGGAAGAUGGGUAGAGUAUAGAGUAGUUGUUUAAAGCAAAACAAGCAAGCGUUGUCAUCAUACAUCAUUCACCU